Molecule: messenger RNA, 1083 nt
Organism: Dictyostelium purpureum
Lineage: Eukaryota; Evosea; Eumycetozoa; Dictyosteliales; Dictyosteliaceae
Exons: 3
Coding region: 1-1083 (360 amino acids)
Biological process (GO): positive regulation of gene expression
Source: RefSeq, a predicted model, not a curated record
AUGCAAAACAAUAGCCCUAACCUAAAUAAGGUUGAUUCUCCACCACCACAACAACCGGGUCAAUAUCCCCCACAACAGCCAGGUCAAUAUCCUCCACAACAACCAGGUCAAUAUCCUCCACAGCAACCGGGUCAAUAUCCCCCACAACAACCAGGUCAAUAUCCCCCACAACAACCUGGUCAAUAUCCCCCACAACAAUACCAACAAUAUCCACCACAACAACCAGGCCAAUAUCCACCACAACAAUACCCUCCACAACAAUACCCUCCACAACCAUAUCCACCACAACAAUACCAACAAUAUCCACCACAACCAGCUUUUGGUGCCCCAUUAGUCACAAGCCCAACUAGUUCAAAUGUUGCAUUAAUUAAUCCAUCUUUAAAUUCUCAAAUUGUUAAUGGUAAAAUUACAUCUCCAGGCUCAACAUUCUAUACAACUGGAACAAACAAAGGUACAUUUAAAUUAAGAAUCAUUUGUGCUAAUAAGCUUGUUAGUGCUGAUGCUAAUGGUAAAAGUGAUCCAUAUGUAAAAGUAAAAUCACAUUGCAUAGAGUCUUUUAAAGCUACACAAGUUAUUGACAAAAAUUUAAAUCCAGUUUGGGAAUCAACUCACACACUUACAAUGGAUGAUGUAACAAAGGAUUUGUUAAUUUUAGACGUCUAUGAUCACGAUUUGAUUGGUAAUGAUGACUUAUUAGGUUUUGUUGCGAUAGAUUUAAGCUUAUUACCAUUAAAUGUAGAAGUUAUUACUACAGAAAACUUAUCGUUUGCCAAACAUGGUACCAUUCAAAUUGGUAUUACAUGUCUCGAUUUUGGUUUAACAAACAUAUCACCAAACUACAUUCCUCAAUAUAUUUCAUGGAGAUUAUCACUUGAAGGAAGAGAGAAAAAAGAAUUUAAAAAAUUAAAAAAAUCUAAAGAAACAGGUGCCUAUUUAAACAAAAAGGUCCACAGCGAUUACAAAUUAGUUAAUGGUUUUGUAAAAAGAAAAAAGAACAAGAGAGAUAAAACCAAAAGUGUUUUAGGAAAGGGUGCUAAAUCAAUUGGCAGUUUUAUUUUAGAUGUUGCAACAAGUGAUGAUUAA